Haemonchus placei is the source of this 780-nucleotide messenger RNA. The record is from the annotation of a GenBank genome assembly. Lineage: Eukaryota; Metazoa; Nematoda; Chromadorea; Rhabditida; Trichostrongylidae.
AUGUUAGGUCCUUAUCCUGGACUCUUAGGCAGUUGUUUUCAGAACCUACGCAUAGCACUACCUCACGUUGGUCUAGUCAUUCUCUCUACCGCCUACACCCUUCUCGGCGCUGCAAUAUUUCAUCACUACGAAAAGCCUUUCGAGGAGCACUUGCGGAAUGAAACCGCUCAUCGUGUACAUUCGUUAAAACAACGAAUCAUCGAUGAUUUGUGGGAGAUGAACAACAACGGCACGCCUUACACCAUUUGGGCGGAGAGGGCACAAAUCGCCAUGGACGACAUUAUACGUGACGUAUUUAUCGAUUAUACUAGGAAUUAUAUGACACCUGAAGAUGUCAUCACAGGCACCGGUCCUUAUAAAUGGUCUUUCGGUUCAAGCAUAUUCUUCUCAUGGACUGCCAUCACGACAAUCGGGUACGGUCAUAUCGUUCCACGAACUAACGCUGGACGAAUAGCGAUUAUAUUUUACGCCUUAUUCGGCAUACCUCUUAUUCUGGUCACUAUUGCCGACAUGGGACGAUUUUUGUCAGACAUCUCCGAAAUCCACACGCAAAAUUCGGAACUCGGCGGUCCGCCGUCUGAGGACACCCGAGCACAAGCGGACGAGCUUGAACCUGAGAUCCCGCACCAUGAGCGGCGAGUUUCCGUGAUGUUCAUCCUCGUAAUCAUGCUCGGUAAGUUUAGACUCAUGGAUAUUUUUUUUAAUUGUUCGCUAUCGCCAUUCCAUUUAAACUUAUCCAUUUGCUACCGAUCAAUUUCCUUUUUCGUUUUAUUUGUUUAG